Molecule: messenger RNA, 542 nt
Organism: Paramecium sonneborni
Lineage: Eukaryota; Ciliophora; Oligohymenophorea; Peniculida; Parameciidae
Source: the annotation of a GenBank genome assembly
AUGUAUUCUAUGAAAUUUUCAAGUAAACCAAACUUAUAAACCUCGAAAUCAUCUAAAUUUUCCCUGAUUACAACUUAAUAAAGAUCUCCAGAUUCAAUUAAAUUGAUGAAAUGUAUCUCAAAAAUUAAGUCUACUUUUAGUAAAAUAGACAUGCCUCAUUGCUAAGUAAAGUCCAAAGUUUAAAACUGAAAGAACUAAAACAUUUAACUUUGGUGAGAGUGAAUUGAAGCCUUUAAAUAAAAUGGAGAAUAUGAAAGAGAAGAUUGGAAAAUCUAUCAUUUUAUUAUAAAAAACGAAAGGAUAAAAAGAUAUAUCAUUUUAAGUAAAAGUUGAAGAAAUGAUUGAUUAAAUGAUGAAAUUAUGUAGAGUUGAUAUUAGAAUAAUGAAAUUAUUAUAAUAGAUAAAAGAUGAGAAAGAACAAAAAUAACAUUCUUAAUUAAAAGCAAUGCUAUUUAUAAUUAGAUAAUAAAAUUAAAUAGAUUAAUUAGUAAAUAUAUUAAAAUAAUAUUUUUUAGAAAAAAAGAUGUUCAGAAUAUAAUUGA